AUGCCGGCUCCAUCAAAUCUCCCCUCUGAGCGAGUCACAAUCCGCUUUCCACCCGUAAAGGACGUGGAGGAGAGCUACCAGCUGCUCGAGCUCCCGCCCGAGGUCCUCGCUGCCGUCGAGGGUGGUGCAGUUGUCCCACUCACGAUCAAAGGCCGACCCAACGAUGACGCUGUCCUCUGCACCCAGGACAAGACGUACACGCUCCGCAGCGUAGCCAUCUCCAACUCGCUCCUUGUCCUGCGGCCACCCACCUCUUCAUUCGAGACGUGUGCCACGAGGUCCUGGAGUGCGUCCCCCGCUGCGGGCCGCGUCGAGCGCGUGCGUGCUGUCCUCAAGGAAAGCGCAUGGACGGGAAUCGACAAGGAGCGAGCCGGAGGCGAGGGCCGCAAGAAGCGUAAACGCGCAAAGAGGUAUACCCGUGCGCAACUGGAGAGCAUCAUCCAGGCGAGCGAGGACGAACUUUCGGCUGCGAUCAAGGAAAACAACAUCGUCGAGGUGGACGGGGACAUGCUGCUUCUCCCUGAGGCCGAGCUGGGCGCGCUGCUGGCCCUCGUGCUGGCCCUGAUCACUGUCCAUGCGAGUUCUUCACUGUCGGGAAGCAGUGUUCCCGUCUCGGUCUGUGCGGUGGCCGAGGCGCUGAGUGAGGACCACGAGGUGCCGUCUGACCUCUCGCGCGGAGUCAUGGGCCUGUUUGGCACGAUCGACGGCGACACAUGGGACGCGGACGUGCAAGCCAUGGUGCGCGAGUUGGGCCGCGGUCUCCUCGUGCAACUCGAGGAACCUCACCCCGUGGACGAGUUUAUGAUCCGGUGGCACCAGGCCUCGACCGACGACUGGAGCCAGCACGCCGACAUCACCCUCCUCAAGGGCGAGUACCUCCUCACUGACCCGCCACCAUCCACAUUCGCCCAGGCGGGCCCGCUGCUGUCCUACUUCCCGGCCCACUCGCUCCCAGCCCACCCGCCCACGCGCUUUGCCGACCUGUUCCUCACUCGCCCCAGGUGGCGACCAGACGACAUGGCGCCGUUCCUGAGGGGUCUGUAUCGCGAGGGAGACUCAAAGGCGCGCGACAAGCUCAUUGCAAAGUUUGUGCGCGUGGUCAAGGAAAAGGACGGGAGCUGGUGGUACCCGCGUCGUACGGGAUAG
Messenger RNA from Apiotrichum porosum, 1146 nucleotides. RefSeq lists its product as uncharacterized. The coding region runs from base 1 to 1146 and encodes 381 amino acids. The record is from RefSeq and is a predicted model, not a curated record. NCBI's taxonomy places the organism in Eukaryota, Fungi, Basidiomycota, Tremellomycetes, Trichosporonales, Trichosporonaceae. The transcript has 4 exons. Gene Ontology annotation, biological process: maintenance of mitotic sister chromatid cohesion; mitotic sister chromatid cohesion. Gene Ontology annotation, cellular component: nucleus; chromatin; chromosome, centromeric region.